AUGGCUUUCAUAACCAGACUAUUCAUGCGCUCCAUGUCCUCCUCCUCCACCACCAUGGCCUCAGCAAAGAAAAUUCUUGUCAAGCACAUGAAAGUCAUUGGUGGUGGGCUGAUGGGCACCAGCAUUGCCCAGGUUGCUGCAGCAACUGACCACACAGUAGUGUUGGUGAACCAAACAGAGGACAUCCUGGCAAAAUCUAGAAAGGGAAUUGAGGAAAGUCUUCAGAAAGUGGCCAAGAAGAAGUCUGCAGAAAACCUCAAGGGUGCUGAUAAGUUUGUGGCAAAGACUCUGAGCAGCAUAUCGACCAGAAUGGAUGCAGCAUCCAUGGUCCACAGCAUAGACCUGGUGGUGGAGGCCAUUGUAGAGAAUCUGCAGAUGACGAAUGAGCUCUUCAAGAGGCUGGGCAAGUUUGCUGUGGAACACACACUCUUUGCCAGCAACACUUCCUCAUUGCAGGUCACAAGCCUAGCGAAUUCCACCACCAGACAGGACCAAUUCGCUGGGCUCCAUUUCUUAAACCCAGUUCCUUUGAUGAAGCUUGUGGAGGUCAUUAAAACACCAAUGACCAGCCAGAAGACCUUUGAAUCUCUGCUAGACCUCAGCAAAGCCCUAGGAAAGCAUCCUGUUGCUUGCAAGGACACACCUGGGUUUAUUAUGAACCAUCUUCUGGUUCCAUACCUCAUAGAAGCAGUCAGGCUGUAUGAACGAGGUGACAUGUCCAAGGAAGACGUCAACACUGCUAUGAAGCUGGGAGCUGGGUACCCCAUGGGUCCAUUUGAGUGUCUCGAUUAUGUUAGACUGGAUACUACAAAGUUCAUCCUGGAUGGUUGGCAUGAAAUGGACUCAAAGAAUCCCCUGUUUCAGCCCAGCCCAUCCCUGAAUAAGUUAGUAGCAGAGAAUAAGUUUGGCGAGAAGACUGGAGAUGAACAUUACAAAUACAAGUGA
Cervus elaphus (red deer) is the source of this 945-nucleotide messenger RNA. RefSeq names its product hydroxyacyl-coenzyme A dehydrogenase, mitochondrial-like. Gene Ontology annotation, cellular component: mitochondrion. Gene Ontology annotation, biological process: fatty acid beta-oxidation. Gene Ontology annotation, molecular function: (3S)-3-hydroxyacyl-CoA dehydrogenase (NAD+) activity; NAD+ binding. Lineage: Eukaryota; Metazoa; Chordata; Mammalia; Artiodactyla; Cervidae. The transcript has a single exon. The record is from RefSeq and is a predicted model, not a curated record. The coding region runs from base 1 to 945 and encodes 314 amino acids.